Messenger RNA from Pungitius pungitius (ninespine stickleback), 6260 nucleotides. RefSeq names its product alpha-protein kinase 3-like. Gene Ontology annotation, cellular component: nucleus. The transcript has 14 exons. Lineage: Eukaryota; Metazoa; Chordata; Actinopteri; Perciformes; Gasterosteidae. The record is from RefSeq and is a predicted model, not a curated record. The coding region runs from base 539 to 5542 and encodes 1667 amino acids. Gene Ontology annotation, molecular function: protein serine/threonine kinase activity; ATP binding. Gene Ontology annotation, biological process: protein phosphorylation; cardiac muscle cell development.
CACAGAGCCAAAAGGUUUGAGGAGAAGGACAGCACACACAGCUGACCACACAGCUGCGUCCUCUCUUCUCUGUGUGCAUGUAAUGCAUUGGAAACCAAAUAGAAAAGAAAGCUCACCCAUUUUUUAAAAAUCCUCUCCUUUAAUUCAGGGUACUAAGCCCGUAAAGACCUUCAAUUUGACGUGGACCUCUGGAAGUUUCUUCUUCAAAAGGAUUUGUUUUUCAUUUCUCUCCAGACUUUUGUGAUGGCUUUUAACUUUUUUUUUUCUUUUUUUCAAUGGUCCAUCGGCAAGUUUUGGAAACUGUGAUGUGCUCCUGUGCCUAUUUGCAGGCCCACUAUAAAUAGUACAGCAGCCUUCGCAUGCUCAUGUUUGAUUGGAAAUUGCAGUGGCUGAAGGCAGUGCAGAGGGGUGUCUGUCAAAGGAGGCAGAGACACUUGUGAAUGCUCUUAUUAAUCUCUCUGGAAAGCCCCCCGCGCCCCACAAAAAACGGACAAAACAAACUCUUUUUCUCCUGGAGUAUUACUUUAUCUUGUGGAAAAUGGAUUCACGGAGGACGACGUCGCGCUCCUCCUUUGGCAAUGGAAGAUCUAACAGUGGGGAUGAUAUGAGUGGGAGCAGCCGGUCCAGUAGCUGCAGCUACCUUUCUAACGUGCGGCCAGAGAACAGGAGCACACUGUGCAGCAUGAUGGCACAGUUAACUGAGGAAACUCAGCCCUCCUUCGAAACAACCCUCAAGUCAAGAGCUGUGUCUGAGAACUGCAAUGUGAAGUUCACCUGUGUGGUUACAGGAUAUCCUAUUCCUCAAGUCAUGUGGUACAAGGAUGAUGUGCAGUUGGACAGAUACUGUGGACUGCCCAAAUAUGAAAUUUUCCGCAAUGGACAGAACCAUUCCCUGCACAUCUACAACUGCACUGUGGAGGACGCAGCUAUAUACCAGACCUCAGCCAGCAACAGCAAAGGCAUCGUGUCCUGCUCUGGGGUUCUGGAGGUGGGCGAAAUGAACGAGUUCAAGAUCCACCAGCGCUACUUCGCCAAACUCAAACAAAAGGCAGAGAGCAGACGCAGCGAAGCGGAAGGCAAAGAAAACCAGGAGCCGCUACGAACCAUCAGUCCGGACCGCACACAGAGGAAGCGUCGCUCCACAAUGGAGGCCUUUCUCAGCACGCCGAGCUCCACGGGGGACGGGGGCGCCGAGGACAGCCUUCAGGCUGCACCUGUGGAGACCGUAGCCAGGUUACAGGAGGCGACUGUGGAGCAGGCGGAGGAGAAGCCAGUUGGCGUCGCUAAUGGAGCGGUGUCGGCUGUGACUAAUGGACAGGUGUGUGAAACUGGUAACAAGAGCGGGACGUUUACGUACGACUCUUCCCAGAAGGUUUUUAUCGCACACCAACCCAAGACCCCCUUUGUCAAAAAGAAGAUUAAAAUGUCCAACAGUCCACCAGGAGAGCUGCCAUCUGAGGGCAGAAGGGCAAAAGAUGAGACCCUAACCUCUCUGAGUCUGGCGUGCACAGAGCCGGUUCCCUCAGAGGGGAAUUCAGAGGAGUUUAUGGAUGUAGACAACAUGGUUACUUCAUCAGCGGAGGACUCAAGGAAGGUGUCAGAACGACAUCAGAAAUCAGAAACUGAAAGAAAACACUCAAAGGGUAAAAAUGUACGUGUUGAGGUCGCUGUUCUUUCACAGGAAGGGCCGCUUCCUACCUCAGUACCCGCUGCUGCUUUCACCAGUCAUACUGUUUCAGGAACUAAAACAGGGGGAGUACUGAGUGGUGAAAGGCCUUUAAAGGAGGGACAUACUUUUGUUGGGGUAGCUGUUCCUUUAGAGAAAGUACAACUUCCAAACUCAGUACCCGCUGCUGCUUUUACGAGUCCUACUGUUUCAGGAUCUGAAGGUAAUGAAACAGAACAACAUUUUGAAAUGCAGCAACAAAGUCCACACUUGACCUCAUCACAUCCACAGUCAAGUGCUGCAACAGCACCACCCCGAAGCACAGUGAAAGGUUACGUUUCUAAGACGGCACGCGUUGAAGUCAUGGAUGUGGAUGAGAAGUUACACGCUCCCACUGGUGAAUCUUUAGCACGCGGGGACAUUGUGUCGGUGAACACACCACGUGAGAGCACGACCUCUUCGCUUCCACGUGAACAAGCAGGACAUCGGCUGCCUGCGAAGGAAACAAGCCCCGCCCAACGGAAUGUGCCUGUGUCUCGCCCAGCGCCGCUGAACGAGGUUACACAGGCCCACACAAAGAUGAAGAGGAAUGAUGCACCUGUCGGCCUUGGGCUUCCCCCCAACCAGAUGGGUGCGCAACCACCACAAAAGACCAGAUCAGAAGGAGAGGCGGUGGCAGAUGACACCCAGACCCCGUUGUCGCACUGUGGUCUGCAAGCAGCGAUUGAUAAAAUUACACAGGACACAUGGGACCAUUCCAGGGGAUCAAAUGAAAGCCAUAGGGCCCUUUUUACAGACAUACAGAAGUCCUCCCUGCAAAGCCCUGGUGGUGGUGAGAACUUCCAAGGGUGUAACGUUUCUCCCUGCGCCCAGCAGAGCCAAUUUAAUACAGCUAUAAAAACUGUUGAAGGGACAGAAUUACAAGUUGAUGAGAAAGUCGAAGGCAAAAAGGUAGGUAAGGUGUUCCUGGAGUCUGACAGCGUGGCUCCAAAUGAGAAGAUAGUUGAGAUGGAGACUAAAAGUACUGUCCUGCAUAUGAUUGAACACAAAGAAGCAGAAAAGACCAAAGACGCAACCGAUAAAGAGGGUGAAUCCAAUAAAGAAACUGAGAAGAAUGAGCACAUGCUAGAAAUGAAAGAGGAAACUAUUUCAACAACAAAGGAUCUACACUCAUCUAUGUUGGAGCCUGCAAUCCCACUCCAGAAAAAACCCUCAGAACACACAAAAAAUAAACUCAGGAUUAAAGAGAUCCAGGUAAAACCAAAUGACAUACAUGUAGCUGUACUUUUGGCAUCACAAAUAAAGGCUCUUGAUUCGGUGCUAUUAAAUUCAGUGACCGCCUUACCGGUUCAUGCUUGUUUUGUACAAGAUCCAACUACAACUGUGACAGAAGCACGUGAGGAGUUAAAAGAAGAUCACAGUAAACCAACAGAGAAGAAGUUGAUGUCUGACAGGGAAACUGAUACAAGUGUAACUCCUCCCAGAAACACAAAAGGAACCCUCAUUGACGUUUAUAACCAACUAAAUAAAACGGAUCAUCAACAGAGUCAGUCUCAAUGUGCAACCUCACAGCAUGUUCAGGCUUUACAAAACCCAUCUGUAAUCCCCCCAAUCUCUGUCAUAGACACCGGCUCCACUACAGAGACUGCAGGACUUCAUGGUAGUGACAGAACAUAUCAUGAUGGUGUCAUGGACAUUAGCCAGGAAACUGGAGCCUCAACUCAGGUUCCUCUUAAAGAUUCCCCACUUUUUUCCCUUUCUCAAAGCGAAAAUGUAAAACAAAUUCAUACCCCUUUGAACUCUAAGGAUGCACUGACCAAAAGACUUUCAUCUGGAACUGUCUCACGAGAACCUGGGACUCCACUCGCACUUACACCCCUCAAGCACAGGGAUCAAGAGUCAAGUAAUGCAGUUUCGGAGCGUGCCAAAUGUGAAUCUGUUCACGGCAAAGACAUCCAAGCUUCACUAAAGUUAACCACAGAAACUACACUCAACUACCAAACACCAAAGGGGAUUAAUGAUAUUAAUUCCACAACUCUAGAUCAAGGCGAAAUGGAAGAACGCGACUCAAACAGCAGUCCUUUGCAGAUGUUGGCCGCUGAAAGUGUACAUGGAACAGAUACACAAGAAAAUACUCAGCGAGAGAGCUCAAGAGUUGAGGAAUUUUCAAGGGCCGACGUUUCAGGCAAUCCAACCUCUGGUGCUAGUCCAUUGUCAAAGACACGAGACUCUGCUUCCCCUAUUCCUUCUGCUACUCCACAAGAACUGGCGUCUGGGGCCCGGCGCAAAAUAAUCGUUCCCAAAGCCAAAACCGAUGAGGCCUUAGAGGUCACGUUACAGGUUGAUAACCCCACUCAGACAAAGGAAGAUCCUUCAGAGAGCAGCAAGCCUUCCGCCAAUCCCGUACCCCUCGCCACAUCUCCAAGGCCGUCAAGGAGGUCACCUCUACUUCGGCCCCCUGUGGAGCAGACCAGUCCUGCAGCAAGACGUUCUCCGCUCUUGAGCAGGAGGAAGAUGGCCUCUGAGUCUCAAGCACCAAGUCAACCGCCCACUGAGGAUAUCCACGUCCCAAAGACUCAGGGGAAACCGGCGGAGAAGGAGAAGCACGACCCAUUCAAAGCACCUCAAGUUAUUCGUAAGGUCAGGGGUGAAACGUUUGCCGAUGCCUCCGGACACUUAAAACUGUGGUGCCAGUUCUUCAAUGUACUCAGUGACUCUACAAUCAAAUGGUACAGAAAUACAGAGCCAAUUGCUCAGAUUAACGUAAACGCAGGGGAUGAAACUCAGGUCAAUCUUGCAAUUGUUCAGGCCACCUGCAAAGACUCUGGUGUUUACAGCUGCACGAUCACUAAUGAAUAUGGGACCAAAUCAACAGACUGUCUCCUUAGUGCAGAUAUCUUGGCUGGAAUGUUCCUACGUGAGGACCUUGGUGUUGGAGAAGAGAUCGAAAUGACACCCAUGAUAUUCAACAAGGGUGUGGCGGAUUCAGGCGUCUGGGGUAACACAUUUUUUGGACGUAUAAUGAUGCAGGAAUCUCAUAUUGGAGAUGGGUGUGCUCGUAAAGUCUGGAGGGCAAAGGUCAUCUAUGGUCUGGAGCCUGUGUUUGAGUCCGGAAAACCGUGCAUCAUCAAAGCAUGCAACCCCAUCGCCUACGGAGGUAAAGCAGAAAGCUCCCUUAUAGACAGGAACCUGGACAUUGUGAAGCAGGAGUGUAAAAUUCAGAACUUGGCUCGGGAAUACUGCAAAAUCUUCUCCGCUGAGGCAAGAACGAUUCCAAACUUCGGCCCUGGAAUUGAGGUGAUCCCGGUCUACCUGAUGUACCGACCAGCAAACCCGGUCCCUUAUGCCACAGUGGAGGCUGAUCUGUCGGGGGUCUUUCAGAAAUACUCCACCCUCGAUCAUUCAGGCGCAAUAGACAUGCGGUCAGGCUCUGAGGCAGAAAAGAAGUGCUGUGCGCUGCAGCACUGGAUCUUUCAGUGGACCAAUGGCAGUCUGCUACUCACUCGACUCGAAGGUGUUGACACCAAGAUCACCAAUGUUGGGAUUUCAGUGAAAUCAACGGGGCAUCAAGGUCUGUCUGUUGAAGGGAAUCCCAAAGUUUUUGAGCAGUUUGUCUCCCAGCACCGUUGCAACUACUUCUGCGGUCUGCUCAGCCUGAGGUCACUGAAGGUCAUGGACUGUUUACCGACACCAUCGAAGCCGAAGGGCUCCCGGAGUCCAUUGCUCCAACGCAAAAUGGCCGGCGGCUCCUCCAGCCCUCAGGCCGGCCGCAGAGCUGCUGGAAGCCCCCGACUGCCCAGGAAGACUGAGCAAGAGGGAAGAAACACCCCCACUGAAGAAAAGGCUGCUCCAAAACUUGUCGUCCUAAACGGGUAAAGGUUCACUGUAUCAACACUGUUGGGUGAAACAAAAUAAGCCUGAUUACGCCUCUGUUUUUGAAAGAAGUAUAAGACCCUUACAGAGACCAGGAAAGAGAUUAAUAUAUAGUGUUUGACAGCCACCAUUCCUCCAAUAUCAAUCAGAGUGGAUUGAUGUCCUCACGUGUUGUGGUUAUUGUCUUUUGUUUCCUACAUUCAACCAAUCUUGGGAUUGAUACAGUGAAGUAAAGUGAGAAGAAGCUUUCCUGGGAUUGUAUUCUAUCAAUCCAUGUACCAUUGCAUGUCACAGAUUGUGAAUCCCAAUCCCAGGACAGUCUAUUUGUACUGAAUGUAUUUACAAGACAACACUUUUUGAACUGAAUUAGAAUAUUACGAGGUUUAUUGUAGUAAUCUGAAUGUAGGGCAUUUGCCAUGUCAAUAGCAAAGUUGAGCUAUAACGGAUGCACAGUACAGCACAUUGAGUACACGCUGUGAGUAAACAAACCAAAUGUUUUGGUUAUGUAUCAAGCCAAAUGUAGCGUCAAAUGACACUGUUGUACGGUGGCAAAUGGUGCUCUGCUUUUAUGUUGUAACCUGUCAUGUUUACUUGCUGUUCUACAUUGCACUGCAUUUUGCAAACUGCACAUUUUAUUUGACUUUGACUGAAUAAAAAAAUAUAAUGAUGCUUAGUAUGUCUGUGGAAACCGCCUGUAAAGGUGCAUGAUGUGCUUUUUGAA